This is a messenger RNA of Onychostruthus taczanowskii (white-rumped snowfinch), 2785 nucleotides long. It is a transcript of the gene GET4, whose product is annotated as guided entry of tail-anchored proteins factor 4. The coding region runs from base 541 to 1527 and encodes 328 amino acids. The transcript is spliced from 9 exons. Gene Ontology annotation, biological process: protein insertion into ER membrane. NCBI's taxonomy places the organism in Eukaryota, Metazoa, Chordata, Aves, Passeriformes, Passeridae. Gene Ontology annotation, molecular function: protein binding. The record is from RefSeq and is a predicted model, not a curated record. Gene Ontology annotation, cellular component: cytosol; BAT3 complex.
UGGGGCAGGGGUGGGGGGAUUUCACUCAGGCUUCACAAGGGCCAGGGCCACAAAGCUCUAAGGGCAGGCCCAGGAGCAGCGUGGGGCUGGUGGGUGACACGAGGGUGGGGACGGGAAAAGCACAGCUGCCUUUUUCCUUCUCCAGGAGAAAAUGCUUCAUUGCUGGAUCCCUUCCAGCUCCGUGCGGGGACUUGCUUUAACUCCUGUGCCCUCAGCCUUGCCUGGCUCCCUGUGCCACAGCACGCUCAGCCAGGCUCAUUGCCCGCGCUCCAGCAGCCGUUCCUUGGUUUUUGUUAGUUUUUUAAGUUAUCCCGCGGUCUCCUGCGCUGUUGUGGCUCCAGGGCCGGCCGUGCCCCGCUCGAGUCCCGGGCUUCCCCUCACGCCGUUCUCCGCCGCCGUUACCGCUCGGGACGCCGCGCGCAGCCGCGCGGGCUGAGCCUCGCGGGCCGCCGUCCGAACGGGCGGAAGCCGGGCAGCGGGGCGCCGGAGCUGCGUGCGCACGCGCCUGGCUUCCACCUCCCCUCCCCGUCCUCCGCGCUGAUGGCGGCGGCGAUCAUGGCGGCGGAGCAGGAAGCCGCGAAAGGCGCCGGCGGCAGGAACCGCGGCGGCGUGCAGCGCGUGGAGGGCAAGCUGCGCGCCAGCGUCGAGAAGGGCGACUACUACGAGGCGCACCAGAUGUACCGGACGCUGUUCUUCAGGUAUAUGUCACAAGGAAAACAUGCAGAAGCAAGAGAACUAAUGUAUUCAGGGGCUUUACUGUUCUUCAGUCAUAACCAGCAAAACAGUGCUGCUGAUCUGUCCAUGCUGGUUUUGGAGUCUUUGGAGAAGUCGGAUGCAAAAGUAGCAGAAGACCUUUUAGAAAACUUGGCUAAAUUGUUUAGUUUAAUGGAUCCAAAUUCUCCUGAAAGAGUGGCUUUCGUGUCCAGAGCACUAAAAUGGUCCAGUGGGGUAUCAGGAAAACUUGGACAUCCAAAACUACACCAGUUACUAGCUAUUACCCUGUGGAAAGAGCAAAACUAUAGUGAAUCUCGGUAUCACUUCUUGCACUCGACAGAUGGUGAGGGCUGUGCAAAUAUGCUGGUGGAAUACUCCUCGUCCCGCGGAUACCGCAGUGAGGUGGACAUGUUUGUAGCUCAGGCAGUACUACAAUUUCUCUGCUUAAAAAAUAAGACCAGCGCAUCAGUUGUUUUUACGACAUACACACAGAAACAUCCUUCGAUAGAGAAGGGUCUACCCUUUGUGCAACCACUGCUGAUCUUCAUCUGGUUUCUGUUGUUGGCAGUUGAUGGAGGAAAACUAACAGUAUUUACAGUAUUGUGUGAACAGUAUCAACCUUCGCUGAAAAGAGACCCCAUGUAUAAUGAGUACCUAGAUAGAAUAGGACAGCUUUUCUUCGGAGUUCCGCCCAAGCAGACCUCGUCCUAUGGAGGAUUGCUAGGAAAUCUUUUAAACAGUCUGAUGGGAACUGGGGAAGAUGAUGACACAGAAGAUGGUCAGGAAGACAGCAGUCCUAUCGAGCUCGACUGAAUGUUGUUGUCACUGGGUGCCGUGUAAAUCUGAUGAUUCGAUGACUCCAAAGACACUUUUGGAAUUUGAAUCCUGCAGUUGUUUCUUGGCUCCUAAAAGGGCUCCUCUGGUCUUUUAGAAAUGGUUGCUGAAAUGUUUAUACUGUCGGUCUAUAUUAUUUAUGUAAAAAAAAAAAAGAAAGAAACCAACAAAAAGUAGCCAAACGAACCAAUCGGAGCGGUUGUUAGUGGGUUUCUGAUCCAGCAGCUGGGACUGAUUAAACAUAGUCUGCGGUUUCUGAUGCAGUAUUCCCUUUUGCACAGUCUUUCAAUAAAGCAUAAGCACGGGGCUUGUCCUUCACAGCCUACCCAAUACCAUCUGUGUUCUGACAAAGCCUCCUUGCCCUCUGCCCUCUUCCAAGGAAGAUCUCGAAAGGCAGGGGGAGCAAUUGAAUAAUUGAUUUGUGAGGCUGGUGCCAAAAGUACUGCGAGACGAGCCAAGCAGCAUAAUUUGAGAUGCACAUCCGAGAGACAUUGAUACAAGAACUUGCUUCCACUGCCAUGAGUAACAUGCACACCCUUCAUACUGCCUGCCCCUCUCCCCAAGGCCAGGCUCUGGCUGAGCCCACGCGUGUGUUUAGCCGAUACUUCCUGAAAAGCACAAGGUUGAAUAGCUCUUGAGUAAAAGCCCAUCAGUGGAACGCAGGUAAUUGGCUUCCAGGUGGAUCUCUCUUGCCUAGGUAUAAAAAUUUGGCGUCUAAAAUAUGUCCUGUGGCUUGUGAAUGUACUUUGGAAGAGAUUUUGGCAGUGUAAGUUCCCAGCUGUACGUGCAGGCGGCAGCAUUGCUGUGAGCAGAGCAGUUUGCCGUGGGCAGGGUAUGUGUUUGAACUGGGCUGGAUGGCAAGAAAAGGGAUACUGCAGAGCUUCUGGUUCUUUAUGAUAUAUUUAUUUUUCUUGGGUGAUUGAUUCAUUUAACACUUUCUGUUAAAAAAAAAAAAGAGUAAAUCAAUAAAUAAUGGAGUAACUUCACCCCCAGCAGUAGGCAUAGCCAUUCUCCAUCUCCUCUGUAAUGCAGCACAGUGUGGUACAGGGAACAGGUGAAAGGGUGGGGAAACGCUUUAUUUUUUCACGAUGAAAAUAAAAAGGCUUAGAUUAAUAAACAGCAAUCAUGCAUGGGGGAGGGAUUAAUACAAAUUUAUUGACUGUAUGAAAAAAAAAAGGCAUUGACAGGAAGACUUUGUGUUAAUUGUGAAGUCUCAAAUAAACACUUUAUACCAGGA